This is a messenger RNA of Dromaius novaehollandiae (emu), 2531 nucleotides long. Its product is annotated as endogenous retrovirus group 3 member 1 Env polyprotein-like. The transcript has 3 exons. Bases 900 to 2531 code for a protein of 543 amino acids. Lineage: Eukaryota; Metazoa; Chordata; Aves; Casuariiformes; Dromaiidae. The record is from RefSeq and is a predicted model, not a curated record.
GAAUGAAUUUUUUGCCUUAAACAUUUCUUGGUGCAUGGGGUGCAGGCAGGCCAUAACCCCGAACAAGCCAUCUGUCCCUGGCGGAAACAGGACUGGGCUGCUGCGACCCCCGAGAUGGUCUCCCUGCGACCACCCAGAACACACCGAGCCUGCACUGAACGAGACCGCAAUCGGGCAGAGACUUUGGGAUCUGGACUGUAAAUUAUUGUCCGUUUUUAGCACAACUUCUAUAAAACCUGCUUGGCAUGAGUGGCUAAAUUUGCUGAAGCCUUAGGCCGCACUCCCUAGUACAGUGAGAAAGGGCCCAGAGCUGCUGCAGGCGGGAAUGAUAAGGGCGUUACCAGCAAUUUGCAUUCCUGUGCACUGCUGAAACGGUGCUAAUUGCUGGAGUUACCACCUCUUUGUCAAGACCUUGAGAGAUGAUGGUGGGACCCGAGGAAGGAAGACACACCUAUAGGAAGGAAGACACACCUGUCUGCAGAAACUGCAACAGAAAAGAUAAGGGAGAAAAGAAACAGCCUGCCUAGGAACAACGAUGAGAUCCAAUAAGGAGCAGGAGACCCCAGACUCAAAAAUUACUAUUGGUCUGAACUACCACGUGGGGGGGUGGGAAACUUAAUUUGAAAAAGCUAUAAUUGCCCAGGGAUCUCUUUGUUCAGGGUCCCUCUUUGGAGGUACCCAACUCGAGCUGUAACCACUGCACGCGUGUCAUUCCGAGCUAACCUAGGGUCGGACCCAACUCGAGUUGUAAUUACUGCACGCGCACCACCAAAACUUACACCCAGGGUGAAGAGGACCCACCUACCACCAGACGGGAGCCCCCCCCCCACUGCCGAGACUCCCAAAGGAAGAGGACCAACAGGACGCCGCUGGAUCCACGGGGUGGUGGUCUGACCAAGAUGCACCUACUGCUCUGGACCAUCCUGAUUCAAGGAUGCAUCCACGAGGGCAACGAACGACCACUCCCUCUACCUUCCCCCAACUCAUUUAAUCUCUUCGAGAACAACGAGUUCGUGUUGCUGGUGAAAGCAGUAAGCCAAACUUUCAAUUUAAGCCACUGCUGGGUUUGCGGAGGACCGCUAGGGUUAUCAAGCUGGCCGUGGACAUCCACAUCCCUCACCCCAGACCAGAUCGUAAGCAAUUACAGCGAAACCGUGGACGACAUGUGGGACGACAGUGGGACCUGGCCAAUUCAGUUUCCAGCCAUGGAGCAAUAUUGUUUAAUUCGUACCCAGGAGGGAGGGAUCGAAGUGGGGGAAAGUAAAUGUCGAUGGACACUCACUCAUAAGCCGCUCGACAAAAACAGGAAUCUCCACCUAUGGAUGUGGCUCAAUGAAACGGGGUGUCAUCGGGGACUUGAGGGAUACUGGUCAAACAAAAACAAAACUUUAACUCCCCAACGACCCAAUUAUCCCCCUUACAAGCAAACCUGCAAAUGGGAAGGCACUUCUGGGGCUUGGAAUUAUACCGGCCAAAUAGGUGAUGGGGCAACCACAUUUUUCAGCCCUCUGGGCGACAGAGACACAACUUACUUUCAAUUCCCACCAGGGAUAAACGGGCCAUUUGCUCAGGGCAUUGGAGCUAAGAAGGGGCAUUAUUGGAUCUGCAGACACACAGCAUAUAAAUUUUUACCCGCGGGGUGGUCGGGAAUUUGUUAUACGGGGAUUAUCAGACCUUUGUUUUUCCUUUUACCAGAAACAGGCGGACCUUGGUUAGGCAUAAAAGUAUAUGAUAACCUCGGAGACAGAAGGGUUGCCCGUAAGACGCGAUCCAUUAAGGUAGAUUUGGGUGAGAUGCAAAAAUGGGGAAAUAAUGAGUGGCCUCCUGAACGAAUAGUUCAACAUUACGGGCCUGCAACCUGGAAUCCUAAUGAACUAAUAUCGGGGGCAAGAGAACCAAUUUACAACCUAAAAGUGGCUCUAGAAAUUAUUACCAACAAAACCGCUGAUGCAAAAGAUCUUUUAACUCUGCAGUCCCAACAGAUGCGCACGGCAAUCCUUCAGCACCGCAUGGUUUUAGACUAUCUGUUAGCUGAAGAGGGAGAGGUGUGUGGGAAAUUAAAUAUUUCCAACUGUUGUUUAGAAAUAGAUGAUGUAGGGGAGGUAGUUCUCCAGUUAACCAAAGAUAUCAGAAAAAUAGCCCAUGUCCCCGUCCAAACCUGGAACGGCUGGAGUGGCAAUUUGUGGUCCUGGUUACCGGGGGCACCGUGGGUGAAACAGUUAAUAUUGUAUUUGUUAGGUGCAGUUGCCGCUUUAAUGUUUUUACCUUGUACAAUUCCUUGCUUUGUUCAAUUAAUCCGACAUGCAAUUUGUUCCUACCACCUCACCCGACAGCAUAAAGAAAAUCCGUGCCAUCUAUUGGCCACAGCCAACCACAGUACCCAUCAUUUAAACCCAUUCCCAGUUUACCCUGAAGGAGGAAAUUGCAUAUUGACAUCCAUACCGCAUUUGCCACCAUAUAGUAACAGUCCUUGUAAGGCAAAUUGUGGGAUAAGCAUCAACCAGGAGAGGAAGAUCAGAAGGCCUAAUUAG